GCUGCAUCACGCGCGGCGGCUUAUCCACGCGGCCGACGCAUAGCUCGUUUGCACAAGCAGCGCAGCGGUUCAAACGAAUUGCAAACGGCUGCGACAGUGAACCAGCUGGGACAGCAAACGCCGCUCCAGCAAAAAAAUAGGUGUCCAGCCAGGGCUGAGCCCCAAAUAAAAAAACCGGCGGAGCGCGCGCAGCGCUGGAGCGCCUGCCGCAGAACUACUGGGCGCAGCGGCGGCGCGCCUUGUCAUCACCAAAGAAAACGAGCAAAACCAUGGAGACCAUCACGCUCCGCUCUUUGACGAAGAUAAAAAAGCAUUGCCGCGGCCAGGCCAAGCUCAAAGAUUUACGAGCAGUCUGCGACGAACAGAUCCAACGCAUCGAAGCGUACAAGGCCGGCGGUGAAGGUGGUGAUGAUGCGAGUCCGUUCUUCGAGCCGCUCCGAUUGGCCUGUAAGUCACUCCACGCGCCAUGCAUGGAGGAAGCCUUAGAUUGCAUCCAGAAGCUCAUCGCGUAUGGCUACCUCCGAGGGACCGCUAGAGGCCCCGCGUCGCGUGACGACGACGACGACGAGGUGACCCCGAAGGAGACGCGGACACCGUCGACGAUGGAUAGCAUCAUAGAAACGAUCUGUGGGUGCGACGACUUCGACGACGACAACGUGCAAUUGCAGGUCAUCAAGGCGCUGUUGACGGCCGUUACGUCGCAAACGUGUGAGGUGCAUGAAGGGGGGUUGUUGGUAGCCGUGCGAUCGUGCUACAACAUCCACUUAGUUACUCGUAAUGCUGUGAAUAAAACGACCGCAAAGGCUACGUUGACCCAGAUGUUGUCGAUAGUGUUCCAGCGCAUGGAGGCGGCCGACGCCGGGGCACCUACCGUUCCCGAUACUACAUAUGUGGAAGGUGAUAGUGUACAUGUACCAGACUACGGGUUGGGUACUGUCGUUUCGUGUGAUGGCACGAAUUGCGUCAUAUCAUUACAAGCCUGGGAGCAGGACGGCGAGGCGGCUCAAUUGCACUGCUCGACGACUUCCCUGCGACCGCCGGUCAACGAAGAGGGCCGCCAGAAGAAGGUCGUCGGCACGGACCCGACGCCCGGCGCCGAAUUAAGAGAUGGUUCUCUGGUCUUAGUGAGGCAAGACUCCUCAGCGCAGUUCUCGAGCGCGCAUCACAAGGACGCGUUUCUGCUCGUCCGAGCCUCUGUAAAUUAAGCAUGAAGGGCGGCCCCGCGGAAGGCAACGAGGCGGACCCCGCCGAGCCCAUCUCCAUGCAGUCCAAGGUGUUGUCCUUAGAACUACUGUUAAGUGUCUUGGAACAUGCUGGACCUGCAUUUAGGAAGGGUCCGAGGUUCGUUGGGGCGGUUAGACAGUACCUCUGCGUCUCCUUACUGAAGAACUGCACGUCGUCGGCGACGCACGUCGUCGCCCUGGCGUUGCGACUCUUCGUGGCACUCAUCGUCCGCUUCCGAUCGAAUCUGAAAGCCGAAGUCGAGGUCUUCAUCUCCCACAUCUUCCUACGUAUUCUAGACAGCGACAACAGCACGCACGAGCACAAGAUGCUCGUGCUGGAAGUGUUCCACCGGUUAUGCGCCGACGCCGAUGGGUUGGUGGAGUUGUUUUUGAGUUAUGACGCGGACUUUGAUAGUUUUGACAUCUAUCGGAACGUCGUGAUUAGUCUAGGUAGAGUCGUCAAGGAGCCCAUGCCGGUCCAGGAGUCCGGGGAGAAAGGGAGACGUUUAUCUACGAAUGAUGGGGCAUUGAGGAGACUAGCUCUGUCCGGACUAGUGGCGGCUCUCCACUCCUUGGCGACGUCCUGCGGUGUGGAUGUAGGUGAAAGUGAAGGCGGCGCCGAGGACUACGCCCAACCUUCCGACUCAUUAGCUAGAGCGGCGCCCGGCCAACCGCGGCAGCCCGAAAAAGUAGCCCCACCCCCGCCCCCGGAGCUGUCGGAAACGCCACGAAUGCUCUCUCGACGUAGUAGUGACGACCUGGCCAAGACCAAACAGGAAAGAUUGGCCUCGACGCAAGUCGACGCGUUCGACAGAAAACAAAGACUGCAGGAGGACCUCAAAGAUGGGAUCCUCAAGUUCAACCUCAAGCCCAAGCUCGGCCUGGCUUCCUUGCACAACAAGGGCCAGCUGGACCAGAACGAUCCUAAAGCUGUGGCGCAGUUCUUAUUACAAAAUGCCGAGCGCCUUGAUAAGACCGUGGUCGGGGACUACCUGGGCAAGGAGGAGACGUACCAGGACGGGUUUUGUGUCAAGGUGCUGCAUAGCUACGGCGAGCAGAUGGACUUCUCCGGUUUGUAUCAGUGUCCUUUGUACUACGCCGUCGCCGCGAGAGCUCACACGUGAAUCACGCAGGCCUCGAGUUCGACGUGGCCAUCCGCCACUUCCUGUCUGGUUUUCGCCUGCCGGGCGAGGCCCAGAAGAUCGACCGCAUCAUGGAGACCUUUGCGGCGCGGUACUGCGCGCUGAAUAGCGAAGUGUUCCCGUCGGCUGAUGUCGCAUUUGUAUUAGCGUUCUCCGUCAUCAUGCUCCAGACGGACCUCCACAAUCCAGCCAUCAAAGAAGAGAAGAAGAUGACGAAGGACGGCUUCCGACGCAAUAAUAGGGGUAUAUGUAAUGGGAGCGACCUCGACGCCCAAUUCCUCGACGAGAUCUUCGACCGCAUCAAGGCCGCGCCCAUCACGCUCGCCGAGGACGACAAGUUGCGGGAGAAGGAGGAGCAGGCCUCUACUUCCGUCGCUUCGUCCAUGAGCGCGGCCUUUGGCCUGAAUAGCGACGCGACGCGCCGCAAGCGAGCCGAGGCCUUCAGCAAAGAGAGGGAAGCCAUGGUCCGUUCGUCCGUCCAAGCCAUCCGCCAAGGCGCUCGACCGGCUUUUGCGGCUUUCAGACAGGACUCAGCCACCGAAGAAUUUUCAAAACCGUCACCAGCGAACAAGGUCGCCGCAGCGGCAAAGAUGUUCGAGGUCGCCUGGGGUCCCGGUUUAUCCGCCUUUUCGCAUGCGCUGGAGCGGAUCUUCCACGGUCCUAGGCCUACGGCCCUGGCGCUGCGAGGCCUGAAGAUCUCGGCUUGUCUCGCGUGUGCGCUCGAAUUGGAUGUGGCUGCUCUAUCCCUAGUGAACGCUCUAGCGUCAUUUACAACUUUGGAUGGGCCCUUCAAGGUCAUGCUACCUCGCAAUGCCGCUUGUGUCGAAGCGUUGUUAGGUCUCACAGCGGUCCCGGACUGUGCCGAGAACUUAGGCUCGGCCUGGUUGCCCGUACUGAGAGUAGCGUCGCGGGUAGCCCACUUACGCCUACUAACGACAGGAGCGCGGACCGACGACGCCUACUUCACCUCUACCCAUGCGCCGGACGAAAAGGAGUAUCAAGAUAGGAAAUUGCGAGAUGAGGAAAGCGCCAGGGCCUUGGCGGCGCACUCCGUGCUCACGGAUGCUUCACUAGAUGAACUGUACGCUCGCUCCACGAAGUUGUCAGCUGUUGGGGUCGAGAGAUUCGUGGCCGAACUCUGCGCCGUGUCCGCAGCGGAGCUAUCCACGGGAGAUCCGUCGAGCGGCACGCAGUACUUCCUCGACGAAUCGGAUCUGAGGCCGGGCGGCAAGUACGACGACUUACAACCGUUACCGGCGUUAGGAGACCCGAGGCGGCCGCGAGUGGCGGCAUUGCAAAGAUUAGUAGAUGUCGCGGAUAUGAACGUGCACUUGAGGCCUAGAUUAGCUUGGGACCGCAUGUGGCGCGUCCUGGCGGCGCAUUUUGCGAGGGCGGGAGCCCACGCGAAUGCAGAUGUGGCCACGUACGUUGUCGACUCGCUGCGCCAGCUAUCGCUCAAGUUCUUGGCCAAAGAGGAGCUCAAGGCGUUCACGUUCCAAAGGGCGUUCCUGAAGCCCUUCGAACGGGCGUUCCGGGCGAACCAAGGGUCGCUGGAUAGAGCUCCGGUGCGGGCGUACAUUGUCGCUUGUCUCGAUGUUUUGGUGCAAGCUCGAGCUUCGAAGAUUAGGUCUGGAUGGAAAUCAAUACUAGGCGUGCUGAAGGACGCGUCCGGCGAUCCCGACCGAGCUGUGUCGCAAGCGGCCUUCGAAGCUCUCGGACGGGUCUUGGACCACCAUCUAGCGUUGGUGGCGCCCGACUUCGUUUCUGUGGUAGGAACGGCGGCUUCUUUUGCUUCAUAUAGUUCAAAUGACGAAGCUCGAUCGGCUACGGCGCUAGAAGCUCUAGCUAGGUUGGACGCGUGUGCUCGCGCACUAGCGGACGGAUCGAUACGAGCAGCUACGAGAGCCGCCUCGGCGUCGCGUGACGGAGACCUCCCGGAAGGACCGGAGAACGAACCCCCUCCAGACGACGCGCAACUCGAACUGUGGUGGCCCCUCUUACUAGGUCUGGCGCGACUCGUCGCGGAUCCGCGGGAAAAGGUCCGCAAUGCCGCGUUAGCUACCCUAAGAAGAGUGCUGGAACGAGAUGGCCUCAAGGAGUUCGGCGCGGAGACGUGGCGACUGGUCUUCCGGGGCGUCUUGUUCCCUUGUUUAGAAUCAGCGUGGACCGACGACGCGCCUCGACCCGCUUCUGUCAGACCUACAGAUCCACCCCCAGGACCACCCCCACCUAGUGAAGCGUCUUGGCUGGACACGACGGCUCCGGCGGUGCUGGAUUGCAUUGUUGGUUUGUAUGCGCGUCUAGGUGGAAGCAGGGAGCACACGCCGUUGUUAGGUGAGGUAUUAGCUUUGUUGGGAGAUUGUGUGUGCCAGGACGCGGAGAGACUAGCCAGACUAGGAGUAGAUGCUCUUGAGAGACUAUGUCAGGCCGUUUCUUCAUUCACAGAUCCGGAGACGUCAGAGGAGGGUUGGGACGUCUGCUGCCGAGGCUUGGCGCACGUGGUUGAAAGAGCCUUGCCGCCUGCAUUGGAUGCUUACCUGAGACCGGAUCCCCGUCAACAAAAGGAUAGGGACGCCGACGCCUUAGCUGCUUCAUUACCGCGCGCGCCUACUCUCGCAAGACUCGUGGCGUCGCUGCGACUACCUCGGGUGUGCGGGCUGUUGCUGUCAGAUGCCGCUAAAAGAGGUUCAUUAACAGAGCAAGGUGCCGACGCGUUGCUCGGAGCAUUGGCCGGGUCGAGGCAAUUCGCGUGCGCGUUCGACGCCGACGGUCCCUUGCGCAAGGCCUGUCUCACGUCGAGACUCAUGGGCGCCGACGCUCCCGAUCUAGUAGCUCAGAGAGUGUCGGCUGGCUCGGAGGCCUUUGCCGCUUUACAACGAGCCUUCUCGUCCAACAAUGAAGGCAUACGUUCAUUGGCGGAGCCGCGGUUGCUGGGGUUAUGUCGGGACGUCUUGCGCGAGUACGCCUCGGCCGAAAGGCGGGCUUUAGCGGAGAAGGCGGGCAAAACAGCGGGUCUGCCGCAGCCCGCGCAGUUGCUGGAUAGCGCGACGCCUCUGGCGCUGGAAGCUUUGGCGUUCGUGCGCGACCUGGACGCCCAGGCCUUCGCGAAGCACUGCGCUUGGUUGGUACCUGUGCUCUCUGAAUUGAUCGUGUGCCAGUCGGUGCCUCUCCGGACGACGGUCGCGGCGGUCUUCGCCACCAGACUGCCGUCGGCUUUGCUAUCGACGACUCGCCCGGAGCGCGUCCAGACGCCGACGGACGCCGCGCUGGCGGCGCCGGUCUUCAGCCAGCCCGCGGACGCUGCGUCGCCGACGCGGCACCCGGGGACGGUGUCGCGGGCGUACAAGCUCUUCGAGUCGCCGGCUUGAUGAGCGCUUCUCCUUUCCCCUCCACGGGUAAGGUUGGUGUUCUCGAG
Pelagomonas calceolata is the source of this 5780-nucleotide messenger RNA. The record is from the annotation of a GenBank genome assembly. NCBI's taxonomy places the organism in Eukaryota, Pelagophyceae, Pelagomonadales, Pelagomonadaceae.